GUUCAAUGGGCUACAAUCAAGCAGAACAGAAUGACGGAUCAGAAGACUCAGCCAGAACGAGAUUUCAAGUGGAAUUGGAAUUUGUUCAGUGUCUCGGAAAUCCUUACUAUUUGAAUUUUCUAGCUCAGAGAGGAUACCUAAAAGAAAAGUCAUUCAUAAACUACCUUAAGUAUCUUCUCUACUGGAAAAGACCAGAAUAUGCAAAGUAUCUGAAGUACCCACAGUGUCUCCACUUCUUAGAACUGCUACAGUAUGAGCACUUCAGAAGAGAACUAGUCAAUCCACCUUGUGCUAAAUUCAUUGACGAACAACAAAUACUUCACUGGCAGUAUUACUCAAGAAAGAGAAUGCGAAUCAACCCAUCACAGCAAGCUCAAAAACAAGGUCAAGAUGAUUCUUCAAGAUAAAUCUGGCCAAAGGGCUUUUUGUUUAAUAUAUUGUACAGAAUGUGUAAAUAAUAUGUACAAAAUAUCCACAAAAAAUUAGACAAAAUACACACAAUUAUAAACACAUGACAGAGUAUCAAAAUAUAUAAUAUGGUGGCAAAAUA
Molecule: messenger RNA, 550 nt
Organism: Actinia tenebrosa (Australian red waratah sea anemone)
Lineage: Eukaryota; Metazoa; Cnidaria; Anthozoa; Actiniaria; Actiniidae
Product: mediator of RNA polymerase II transcription subunit 31-B
Biological process (GO): regulation of DNA-templated transcription
Cellular component (GO): mediator complex
Molecular function (GO): transcription coregulator activity
Source: RefSeq, a predicted model, not a curated record